AACGCCCUCAACGGUUAUCAUCUUUCUCGGGUCAGAGAAAGGAAAGUACGCUGACUACGCUGAGACGCUGAGUAGUACGCGUGAAAGGCUUAUAAAUCGAUAAACAGGUGAUAAAUAUGGAGGCUGAUCAUAAAUAUUGUACGAAAAACUGUGAACGAGAGGCUGAUAGUGUUCCACAAAAUCCAGCAUUAUACGAAGCUCAAUACCGUUAUAAUAAUGUCGUAUAUAAUAUCACAGACACCUUAGAAAUACAUAAUAAGUUACAAAUGGAUAUCGAGUUCGUUCAAAAUUAUUUGAAGAAGAAUUUCUCACAGCAAAAAGUAACGAAAGUAACAGGAUCAACAUCAGACGAAGCUGAUAAGACUUUCGUUUGGACCAGACAAAAGACAAAACUACUACUAGAAUGUUAUGCAAACAGGAAAAACGACUUUCGCAAUCCCAAGUUAAGGAAGAGGACAGUAUGGGAAGAGAUCAAACAAGAUUUUGCAAAGAAGGGCCAUUGUAUUACGAUAGAUAUGCUUGAUCGCAAAAUGCGAAAUAUGAAACAUACGUACAAAACGAUACAAGAUAAUAAUAAGAAAAAUACUGUAGGUCAUAGACGUAUAUUAUGGGAAUGGUACGAAACUAUGAACAACAUUUUUCAGGAAGGUACAGAAAUUGGACACAUAUUACGAGAGAACCGGAUUGAGUGCGUAAAACGAGAAAUAGAAUCAAUCAAUAAACUAACAAUAGCUAUAGAAGAAAAUAAUCGUCUUCAAGCAGAAACAAAUAAGAUAUUUAAAGCAUUAAUUGUUAAGUUACAAGGAAACGGAAAAGGUUAAAAUUUAACUCGUAUUUACUUACGUAAAUAUUUAAAUAUUUUUUUACAAUAUACAUAACAUGUUUAUAAAUUGCGUAUUCUUUAUUUAGUAAUUAAAACUGAGCAACAAUAUUUCUACGCUUUUCUGUACCCUCCAAAAUUUGUAUUCUUUUUUUCUUUUCAUUUUAUUCAUUGAGAUGUACAU
Messenger RNA from Temnothorax curvispinosus, 1004 nucleotides. RefSeq lists its product as uncharacterized. The transcript has 3 exons. NCBI's taxonomy places the organism in Eukaryota, Metazoa, Arthropoda, Insecta, Hymenoptera, Formicidae. Bases 117 to 821 code for a protein of 234 amino acids. The record is from RefSeq and is a predicted model, not a curated record.